Molecule: messenger RNA, 3239 nt
Organism: Dermacentor albipictus
Lineage: Eukaryota; Metazoa; Arthropoda; Arachnida; Ixodida; Ixodidae
Biological process (GO): proteolysis
Molecular function (GO): metalloendopeptidase activity
Source: RefSeq, a predicted model, not a curated record
CUCGUGGUGGCGGUAGAAGAAGACCAAGGGAGCUCGUGAAGGACGUCGUUCCUGACCGACUCGGCAGCCUUGUGCUCGGUUUUUCCUUGGGUAACUGCCCCGAACCGCGGCCCUCUCCUCGGAUCCAGCGAGCUCAGAAUCGACAGGGUUUGCUUGCAUCCGACGCACCAGCGGAGUUUCUUCUAUGGCGACACGGCUCGGAGCAGUGCAGUCUCGGCAGACGUCAAACACUGUCGACAGCGUCGACGUCAACGAGUUCACGCGCUGGGUGGUCGCCACGGCCAUAGCCCUCCUCCUACUCGCUCUCAUCACGGGCCUCGCCUUCCUCAUCGACAGUAUGUUGCGGCAGACGAGCAGCGACCGGUACCAGACUGACGUUCCGCUUCCGGUUCCAGCCAAGCACCUGCUCAGCUCGGUGACCUGCAACUCGACGCUCUGCCGGCGCUACUCGGAGCUCAUCGCAUCCUGCGCCGGACACGGUGGAGGAUCACCCUGCGAUGGUCUGUCCCACUUUGUGUGUGGCGAGGGAGUGUGCUACGGCCGGCCGUUCGAGGGCCUUCUCAGGGGCUACCUGCGGGCUCUAGCGGCCGACGCUCUCGCCUUGUGGCAUGGGACGCAGCGCACUUCGCAGUGGCCCGCCGUGGAUCGCGCCGCCAAUCUUUACAAAGAAUGCCGUGAAAUUGCGGAGAACGAUGACAUCGACUCGUCAACGAGCGUUCUCGAAAGCGUCAGCGCCAGCGAACUUAGCUCCCUCAUCGGUACAAACGAGACCGCGGGUGAACUGGCGACGCGACUUGCAGCCCGUUAUCAGGAUGGCGCGUUCUUCUGGCUUGACACGGUGGCAGCUGGGCGCGGAGAAUCGAAGUGGCGCCUACUAGUCAAGGGAAACGGGCUUUUCGCGCGACAUGCCGAGAACCGGGAUUCGUCGGCAGGCCAUCGAAGACGACGACGACACGCGGCAGCCCACGGCCAAGGUGCCACCGAUUCGUUAGACAACAUCGACGCGACGGACGUCUUGACCGGCAUGGACAACGUGCACGCCUACUGGAAGGAAGCGGGAAACCUACUGGUUUACAACCCUGAGGUGUUCACAUUGGCGGAACUCGAUCAGUAUGGACUGAGCUCGGCGAUUCUGGUUGCGGAACUCAACCGGUACGGCGGCACGGCUUUCGGAUCGAACACCAUCGUCGAGUUAGCCAACAGCGCGUUGCUUCCAUUCCUAAGCAAGGUGUUCGCGCUGAAGAACGUCAAAGCCUACCUCGCCUGGGAGUUUCUCCGCCACCGACGGGCGUGCUUCGCUUCGUCCCGCUUCCAGGAGAGGACGCUCGCCGACAGCUGCUUCGACUGCGUCGAGCGCGUGGCGGGACUGGCCGCGCACGCGCCGUUUCUGCGCACCAGCAGUGAGGACGAGUCUCGGGCCAAGGUCAAAAUCUUCCUUACCCAAAUGAAGACUUUCGUCGCGAGCGCAGUGGGAGAGGCCAAGUGGUUGUCGCCGACAGAGCAAGUGCUGAUGAACGACCGCCUCUUCAAGUUCCACUUCGCACGCGGGGUGCCGGCGCGAAAGAACGGCAUAGCGCUCCUCAACGACCACUACUCUUACCUGCCUGCCGUGUCGGGCGAUUUCGCGCGUGACUUUGACGCGGCCGCGCACGCCGCCUGGAACGCUUCGCUGGGGCGCACGUCGGACUCGCUGUUGCCCAUGCUCUCGGCGUUUCCCAACGUCCUCACCGGUUACGACAUGGCGUACAUCCCUGCCGUGCUGCUGGUCCCGCCACUCUUCAGUUACAGAGACACCGAACACCCCAACUUCGGAUUUCUAGGCAUGGCCCUCAUGAGGUCCCUGGCCCACAACUUGGUUCUCACGGGUCUCCAGAAGAAUCCGGAUCGCAAACAUGCGGACAAGUUGGCGGGUUACCUGGAAAUUUUGGGUGGCUGUCUCCGGCUUAACCGAUCCUCCACGCAAGCAUACGCAUCACGGAUAGCGGAUGUGUUCGCCCUGCGGGAAACGGUGCGUGCUUUUUUCGAAGGCCACAUGGAGAAACCCAGAGACAGAGCCGAGGCACACAAUGUGUUCCUUGAUGCCUGUGUGCUGAUGUGCACGGACAAAGACCCUCAUCGAUGCGACACUCCUGCCGGACAGGCCGACGAGUUUGAAGCUGCCUUCUCGUGUUCGUACCCGGCGGCAAUGAAGAAGGCAACCAAAUGCCCGUUGUCGUGAACGCACGAGAUGCGUUGAGGGAUGCUCGCGCGCGACGUUUAGCACGAAAAGCGGUGCCUUACGGGCUCAAUGUUGUUUAGUUUGUGUUUAGUUCAAUUUUUUUACUACAUUAUUUUCUGAAAUUUGUUUUGCUUAGCGCAGCACACACGAUAAUGAUAUUAUUUUACUUUGAUGCUAUGAAAUUGCACUGCAAGUUUGUGUGCCAAAGCUGUAAAUAUGACACAGAACCGGUACCACGAGAAAAUUGUGGGGGUCAAGCAGAGAGCCUGGAGAUGUCAGGGCUGCUUCUCUAGCAUAUUUUCCUUUAUGCUCCAUUUCCUGUAAACUGUGAAUAUUGAAUGAAUGGGCAGAAUGAGUUCAAUACUGCGAUCGAUGGAUUUUGUCUAAUGUGAGUUCAUUGGUGCCACUUCUGAAGAUUUAUUUUUAAAAAGUUGUCCCAUACAGAGAACCGUGACAGGCACGUGCGAUAAUAUUUUGUAGCUGUUGGUUUCCUCAGCAUGCAUGUCAAAUGUGAAAGGUGUCUAUGCUUACGAGUUCGACCGAAUUUUAAGACACCCCUUCACUUAUAGCAUUUUGCACAUUGGAAAUCCUUGAGGCAGAAUCAUUUGCCGCUUUUCCGGAAGCAGGUUUUCACGUAACAAUUCAAGACGCUUCAAACACGACAAGGACAAGUGUUCCAGGAGGAUAUUGAAAAACUAUGCGAAAUGCCUGUUGCGUAAAAUUCUUGAUUCUUGCGCGCAACUAUUUAUAUGUAUCGCGUUCAACGUGUUGUUGGAUUGGAGGAACAGUUUUCACCAAGAACAUCAACUGAAAAACAUGUUAGCCAGACGUACUCUAAAGUCGACCGCUAUUUCACGUGACAUCUCUCGUGAGGCCGGUUCAGUGUUUUACAGUUCGAAGCGGAUUCACAUAACUGUGCCAGAAUAAUCAGUUGUACUGAAUACACUUGUCUUUACAUGCUUAGACGUGUUGAUAUAUUUUUCAUGUACACGGGCAAUAAAAGAACUCUGACGCAGCGUCA